AUGCAUGAUCUAAACUUUAUCCAUUUCUCUAUGCAUAAGAAUGGUCCUCAGAUCACACAUCUUGCUUAUGCUGAUGAUAUUAUUAUCUUCAGCAGUGGCAAUUCAAAGUCCAUUAAGCUGGUUAUGAAACAAAUUAGAAAUUAUGAAAUUUCUUCUGGUAAGAUAGUGAACAAGGACAAAGGUUUUUUCCUAGUUGGUCCUAAAUCUUGUGCAUAUAGGAUUAACAGAAUUAGGAAUAAAACUGGUUUCUUGGAUAAAAGUUUUCCUUUUACUUACCUUGGGUGCCCUAUCUACAUUUAUAGAAAGAGAUUGUCUUAUUUUGAUAACAUGACUGCUAAGAUUAUUGAAAGGUUGAGUGGUUGGCAAGGCAAUAUGCUCCCUUGUGGGGGCAAAAUGUACCCUGUUAGUAAGAAGUGGUGCACUAGUAAUUCUCAAGCUUGGAAGUAUCUGUUGUGGGCUAGGGACAAGUGCAAAAAUCAGAUAAUUUGGAAGAUCAAUGAUGGUCAGUGCUAUUUUUGGUGGGAUAACUGGACUGAGAUGGGACCUCUUGCUCAACUUUGUCCAAAUUUCAUCACAAGAAGCACUAAUAAGAAGAAGGUCAAAGAUUUUAUUAGUAACAACAUUUGGGAUGUUCAGAGAUUAUACAACACUUUGCCCAGUCCAGUCGCUCUACAUAUCAGUUCCAUUAAAUUAGGACAGUGCAACAAAAGUGAUUAUGCUAUUUGGAAAGCAACUGAGGAUGGACACUUCUCCAAUGGUUCAGCUUGGCAUACUAUUAGAAAGCACAAAGUAACUAAUGCGGCCAUUGGCACUAUAUGGCAUAAAUCUAUUCCUUUUAAACAGUUUUUCAUGUGUUGGAGAAUUUACUAUGGUAGAGUUCCUCUUUAUAAAGGAUUAAACAUAAGUGAUUCUCAGAAUAAUGCAGAUUGUUUGUGUUGUUUUGUUCCUAAAAAUGAAACUAUUCAACAUGUUUUUGCGGAAAGUAACUGA
Lycium barbarum (goji berry) is the source of this 990-nucleotide messenger RNA. RefSeq lists its product as uncharacterized. The coding region runs from base 1 to 990 and encodes 329 amino acids. The transcript is spliced from 2 exons. NCBI's taxonomy places the organism in Eukaryota, Viridiplantae, Streptophyta, Magnoliopsida, Solanales, Solanaceae. The record is from RefSeq and is a predicted model, not a curated record.